AUGGUAACACAAUUAGAGGAUAAUAAAAUUGUUGAAGAUUUAAAAAAUGUUGAUUUGGAUAGUCAAUCUCUCACAGAAAAUGUUUCUGAUGAUGAUGAAGAUUAUGAGGGAACCAAUAUUGGAGAAAUUUUAGUUAUUCGUGAGACAAGUAUUAAAAAAAUGAUGGAUGCUAUUCCUUGUUAUUAUACAAACAUUGUUGGUGAAUUUGCUGAUGUUGAAAUUUUUCUUAUUUCUGUUGAAUCAAUGCUUAUUGAGUUUACUUCUCAUUCUUAUCAUAAUUGGACUUUGGGUGGUCAGACUGUUGUUUUUUCAGAACAGAUUAACAGAUUUUUAAGUAAUUUAGUUAAUCUUGGUGCUAAAUUUAAGCUUAUUGUUUUCAAAGAUAUGGCUCAAUUAUUUAGUCAAGAUACUAUUUUAAAUUUUUAUUAUCAUUUUAUGCUUGCAUAUUUAAAAAAGAGUCCUUAUUCUAAGCAUUUAGAAUUUUUUAACAAUCCAAUUGAAGAUACUUGGUCUGAGUAUUUAGGAAAUUUAACUCCAUCAUUUAUGUUGAUGUCUAUUAAUGAUGCAUCAAAAAUUGUUUCACCAAAUCCAAUUGACUUUUUUACAAGAUUUAGAGCCAUUGCUUGUCAUCUUAUUUAUAGCUCUAUACCUGUUGUAAGUCUUUCUGGAUUUAAAAUUAAUAUAUCAUCUGUCAUGGCAUAUCGUUUCUAUCCAUGUCCUGUUCAAUUUCCAAAAUUUUUUGAUGAACUUGUCAAAGAAUGGGAUUUAACUACAAUUGAAGAUACUUCUUGUAUAAGCUUAGUAGAGAGUGAAAUUAAAAAUGUUGCUGAUUUAUGGAUGGAAAUUUUUAAAGAGGUUAAUAGUAACCAAAAGAAUGAAGUUUCUGCUAACUUUGAAUCACUUGUUGCUGCUGUUUAUCUAUUUUCUUUAGUAUCAGAGAAAAAAGGUAUUGCAAGAAGUUAUGCUAUCGAAGAUAAAUCAUUCUCUCCUGGUCCAUCAUUAAUAAAGGACAGAAAGAUUUUGCUUACAUCAUGUGCAAAAGUUUUAAAAUUAAUUAAAAUUGAAGAAAUUUCUUUUGAUAUUAAAGAUAUUUGGGAUGGUAGACUUAUCCAGGCGUACUACUCUGCAAUAUCUGCUCAGAAGAGUAUUUUACCUUAUCGUCUUCAGGAAACUUUUGCCAAAUAUCAUAUACCUUCUGGCCUUUCUGUUCCACUUCAAGUAGAUAGCGAAGAUAAAUUACUUGAUAAUGCUUCAAAUGACGAUGAACUUUUAUUAAGAAGCUGUAAUCUUGUUGGAUUUUCAAAAUCAAUAUUUAAUGGUUUUAUUGAAGAUAUUGCAUUAGAAGUUGAUAAAACAAUAAAAAAUCAACCACAUCAAAAAGAAGAAAUAGAUUAUGCUGUGGUAAUGGAAAAUAAGAAAAGAUGGAAAUUUAAGCCGAUCCAAGAUAAUUUAAUUAAACAGGAAGAUAAAAAUAUGAAUCAUUGGGCUAUCAAAAAACGUAAUCGUCAAAAACAACAAUUAUAUAAAUGGUAUCAAAACUUUUCUGAUUCAUUGGAAGGAAGAAGAAAUGAAUUAUUGGUAGAUUUUACCAGGAAUCCAUUACCAAAUACUGUUGAGGCUCCAACGAAAAAUGACAAAAGUAGUAAAGAUGGAAAAUCAAAGAAAAGUGGUGGAAAACCAGGAAGUAAAGGUGGUAUGUCUAAAAAAGAUCAAAUUUUAGAAGCUAAUAAACAAAAAAAGUUAAAAGAACAAUUUGAAAAUGACAAUAUUAAAAUUCAAUAUGCUUUACAAGUUAAAGGAAAUCAAAUUGCUACACUAGAAUCUGUUUACAGAAAAUUAGAGCUUCCACAAUCAAAGGCUCUUUGUGCAUUUGAAAUAGCUCAAAAAAGAGCUAGUCUUUAUAUUGAUAAUGCAUCAACAGAUGUCAACGAACGUAGAAUUCAAGCAUUAGAAUUAAUUGGUCAACUAAAACAAUGUUUUGCUUUUCACUAUGAAAACUUUGACAAUAAACAAAAAGAGAAAAUUGAUGAAUAUUGGUCACUUCUUGGGUUCUCUGACAAGACAAAAAACAAAAGACUUCAAGCACAACUUACUUUAGACAUUGAUUUAAUAUACUAUCAAUUAGAGUAUGCAGGAAGAUUUAUUGAUGUACUUUCAGAUCCCAAAAGGGAUAAUCGUGUUACUGGUUUUUCACCAGAUAAAUGGCAAAGAGAAAUGCUUGAUGCUGUUGAUGCUAAUAAGUCUGCUUUAAUUAUUGCUCCAACAUCAGCUGGUAAAACAUUUGUUUCAUAUUAUGCUAUUGAGAAAAUUUUAAGAUCUUCUGAUGAUAAUAUGGUUGUUUAUGUAUCUCCAUCAAAAGCUUUAAUGAAUCAAUUUUGUGGUUCAGUUUAUGCUAGAUUUAGAAAUAAAACUCUUUCUGGAGGAAAGUCACUUUUUGGUGUUUUGAUGAAAGAUUACUCUGAUAGAGUAAAUAGUUGUCAAGUUCUUGUUACAAUUCCAGAAUGUUUUGAAGAAAUGUUGUUACUUGCCAAUCCAGAAGUCCAGAAAGUUGUUUCAAGAAUCAAGUAUGUAAUUUUCGAUGAAGUACAUUGUAUCUCUGCACCAACUGAUGAACGUAAUAUUAUUGCUGAUGGUAGAAAAUGGGAAAUAUUACUUUCUCUUAUUAAAUGUCCAUUCCUUGCUUUAUCUGCUACUAUUUCAAAUGUAGAAAUUCUUCAUCAAUGGAUGCAAUGUCUUGAAAAUGCUAAAACACUUGAAAGUGAAACACCAAGAGAGGUUGUUUUAAUUCAAUAUAGUGAACGCUUUAGUGAAUUAGAAUUAGGUAUACAAAAAUUAGACACAGCUCCAAAUUCAUUUGAUGUAUCAAUUGAAAAGAAAAAAUUUAAUGAUCCAAAUGCUCUUUUUUCUUCUUCAUUAACUCCUAUUAGUGAAGAUGAGUCUAUAAUUUUAUUUAUGCCUUAUGGUAUUUUUGAAAAAGUUAAACUUGAAAUGUUUGGAAUUCCUGAAGAUCAGCAAUUAACAGCAAAACAAAUUCUUCAAUUAUAUAACGUUAUGAGUACAUUUGACGAAAAUACAAAAAAUUUCCUUGAACCGGUUAAAUUUUUCGGUGCUAAAAAAAAUGAAAACAAAAUAUGGCUUAACAGAGAUAAACUUCGAUCACUUGAAAAUGAAUUGAAAACAAGAUUUAUGUAUUUAUUAGAAAAUGAUGAAGAUAAAUUCCAAAAAGUUCUUAAAGAAUUAAAAAAAAAUGUUGAAACUGAAUUUGAAAAAAGAUCAAAACCAUUUAAUAUGAUUAAGGAAGCUGUAUACAAUAUUGUUCCUCUUGUUGAUCAAUUAAAAAAUAAGGAAAUGAUUCCAGCUAUUUGUUUCAAUGAUGAUCGUGAAGUUUGUGAAUUAUUAGCAAUGAAACUUUACAAUUGUCUUUCUGAAAGACAAAAAGAAUGGAUGGAAUCUCCUGAAUAUAAAAGUAAAUAUGAUUUUAAAAAUGAAGAUAAAUUUUUAAAAGCUCAAGAAAAGAAAGCUGCUGCUGAAAAAGCAAGAAAGGAAAAAAAAUUAAAAGAUCAUGGUAUUGAUGAGGAUCAAAGACCUGGUGAUUCUAUUGAAGAUUCAGAUCCUUUUGCUAUUCAAAGAAUUAAAUUGAAAAAAGAUUUAAAAAGAUUUUCACUUCAAGUUAGAGAGGGUGAUGAAGAAUUGUAUACACAAAUGUUACAAAAAUUAAAUUCAAGUGGUGAUCGUGAAAAAUCAAAAAUGGUUGCUAGACUUAUUGAAAGAGGAAUUGGUAUUCAUCAUGAAGGACUUAAUCCAAUAGAAAGAGGUGCUGUUGAAUCACUUUUUAGGGCAGGAUAUAUUGGUGUUGUCUUCUCAACAAGUACUUUAGCUCUUGGUUUAAAUAUGCCUUGUAAAACUGUUAUAUUUGGUAUUGAUACACCACAAUUAAAUCCAUUACAAUUCCGUCAAAUGAGUGGUCGUGCUGGUAGAAGAGGUUUUGAUCAUGCAGGUACUGUUAUAUUUAUGUCUGUUCCAACAGCAAAAAUUCGAAGACUUCUUACUGCUUCUUUGUCAACAUUAAGAGGUAAUAUUCCAUUUACCACAACAAUGCUUCUUAGACUUAUUAAUUUCAUUAAUAUGGAAGAUAAUGAAGAUGUUAAAUUAUCGAUAACAGGAAAAAAGAAAGAUAAGGGUACAUCAAAAGUUGGAACACCAAAAGAAUUAAGAAUUAAGACAGUUUGUAAUUUACUUCAAAACUUUUUCCUUACAUUCACUAAAAAAAGUGGAAGUACAAAAGCACUAAAGAAUCAAUUUAAAUCUCUUGCUGCUUUUAGUAUUGAAGUUUUAAGAAAAGUUAGCUUAUUAGAUGAGAAAGGAGUAUUAAAAAAAUUUGCUCCUUUAGCAUGUUGCUUAUCUGACUUCGAACCUGGAAAUAUUAUUUUAACACAUCUUAUUCAAACAGGUUCACUUCACAAAUUACUAAAGAAAUUUGGUGAAGAAAAAGAAGAAUUUAAAGAUGCUUUAGUAAAUAUAUUUGCACAUCUAUUUACUAACAAAAAAUUACCGUUAACAUUUUCUGAGGAAAAAAAUCUUGACCAUAUUACUUUAAAACCUAUGGUUCCAGAAAUUCAAAAACAAGUGGAUAUGUUUAAUGAAGAAAUAAAUUUACUCUUAAUUUCAUUUUUAGAAUUAGGAUUAGUUCCUGGUGAAAAGAUUCAAUCUGAUGUAUUUAGUAUUACAGGUUUAAAAAAAUCUGAUUUAUCUUUAUAUAGAAAUGAUAUAGUUCCACCAUUCCAUAAAGAUAUUAUUUUAGAUGAAGCAUUACUACCAACAUCAGGAAUAGAUGCGAAAUCCCAUCGAGGAGAAUCUGUAAAAUUAAAUUCUUAUGCUUAUGAUUUUUGGAAAUCCGGUUUUUCUGAUGAUUUAUUAAAUGUCAAUUUACUCCUUAUUUCGGAAUAUUGGUUUGCCAUUCAUGAUUUUUCUAAUGUUUUACUAGAAACAUCUAGAAUUUUAUCAACGAUUGGUAAUGAUAAUGAUCAAUUAAUUGCUUGUAUAAAGGAAUUGGCUAAUGAAUAUCAUACUAAAUUCAUCAGAGCAUUCAAUAUGAAAAUGAGAAAGAGUGACUAA
Molecule: messenger RNA, 5115 nt
Organism: Strongyloides ratti
Lineage: Eukaryota; Metazoa; Nematoda; Chromadorea; Rhabditida; Strongyloididae
Product: Helicase, C-terminal domain and DNA/RNA helicase, DEAD/DEAH box type, N-terminal domain and Helicase, superfamily 1/2, ATP-binding domain and P-loop containing nucleoside triphosphate hydrolase domain-containing protein
Exons: 2
Coding region: 1-5115 (1704 amino acids)
Cellular component (GO): cytoplasm
Molecular function (GO): ATP binding; nucleic acid binding
Source: RefSeq, a predicted model, not a curated record